Messenger RNA from Homalodisca vitripennis (glassy-winged sharpshooter), 6216 nucleotides. RefSeq names its product Bardet-Biedl syndrome 5 protein (gene BBS5). Bases 1280 to 2323 code for a protein of 347 amino acids. Gene Ontology annotation, biological process: cilium assembly; intracellular transport. The transcript has 8 exons. Lineage: Eukaryota; Metazoa; Arthropoda; Insecta; Hemiptera; Cicadellidae. Gene Ontology annotation, molecular function: phosphatidylinositol-3-phosphate binding. Gene Ontology annotation, cellular component: ciliary basal body; BBSome. The record is from RefSeq and is a predicted model, not a curated record.
AUUUGUUUGUAUUGGAGAAGUCCCAUACAGUUUUAACAAAUUUUUUGAAGAAAUAAUAUAAUUUUCAGACAUUAUAUGAGUUUACUGCUUGAAUAACUUUUUUAUGUGUUUUCUGUAUUUCUCGAAAACAUUUAGAAGUCAUUGCUUCAAGGUCUUCUCUUGAUUUCUCACAAAAAUGUCAAAAUGCUUUUCAUCAUCCAAGUACAGUUUGUUAUUUUGGAUAAUUUUUUUUAUUUUUUGUUAGGACAGCUCAUAUUAAGGUGGAAUAUUAGGGCAUCGCUAAAUGUUUGAAAGUGCAUUAUCUUGGCCAGGCAGGAAUGAUCAGAUUUCAAAGACAUUUCAUCAUCCAGAAUUAAAUUUUAAAUUCUUGUUCCAUUCAUCAUUAAUUUAAUGUUCUGGUGCAAUGUACACAAACACACAUACUUUUGAGGAUUCUUGUUCCACUUUUUUGAGAAGGGAUAUAGUCAGUGUUAUAGUGAUUGAAUUAAAUUGAGAAAAUUCAACUUUUCUUUGGAAAAAGAAGAGGAGAUUACUGUGUUAGUCACAGACACUGCAAAAUUGGGAAGAUUGGGAAUGUAAUGAUUGUCUGUAGCUGUUUCAGUCAACUCAACUCAAUUAAUUUAUUAUCAAAAACAUAAAAUGUAUGCACAAUCAUCAAGAUACAUGUAUAUACAACGUGAUAUAUAAAAGUACUAAAUCCAAACAGAAUUAGCCAUGUAACCUACAAUAAUAUAAACUAAUUGUGGAGGUCUACAUUUUUUCUUUUUAAGUAUUCUUGAAUACUAUAUUUUUUUAAAAUAAGAAACAUAUAAAGUUUAUUCAGGAAUUCCCUGUCAUCAGCAAUACUUUUUUAGUAAAGAGGUAAGGAGUUAAAAAGACGAAUGCAGGCAUAAAAACUCUGUUUAUCAAAUAAUUUUGUUUUGUGGCGAGGUAAGAUAAGGUCAUUUCUAUUUAUUAAAUGGUAAUUAUUAUUAACAUUGUUGGUGACAGAGAAAUUUUGUGAUACUUUUUGUAAAGUUAAAGUCAUUAAAAAAUGUAAAUAUGUGGGAAAGUCAGACCUCAAACUAGGCUCGAUUGCUAUUAGAGAUGACAGGAGAAAUGUCAACCACAAUAAGUACCAAUGUAUUUGGCGGUAAACUGUUGUCUUAGCAUGUUAAUAAGGUAAGAAAAUAGCUUUUAAAUAUAAAAUAGAAUACUACAUUUUGUACUUAGAUCUAAGUUGUUAAUUCAUUAAUUAAUAACCAAUUCAACUUUUUGUAAAAAUAGGUCUAUUUCAUUAAUGGAGCUGUGGGAAGAUCGAGAAGUUCGCUUUGAUGUUCCAAUCUCACAAAUGAAAAUGAGAUCUGGUGAGAAGGUGAUAGAUCGCCUUGAUUUUGUUGAAGAUACAAAAGGAAAUGGUGGAGAUAAAGGAAGGCUAAUAAUAACUAAUUUAAGGCUACUUUGGCAUUCUCUAACAGUUGCAAGAAUAAGUUUAUCUAUUGGUUUCAACUGUGUGCUGUCUAUUUCUACAAAAGUUGUGAAUUCUAAACUGAGGGGUACGACUGAGGCUUUGUACAUUUUAACAAAGUAUGGCAAUUCUCGUUUUGAAUUUAUUUUUACCAAUCUGGUGGCUGGAAACACAAGACAUUUCACCUCCGUCAUGGGAGUUCACAAAGCGUACAUUUCAUCUCGAAUUUAUCGAGAUAUGAAAUUAAGAGGAGCAGUUGUGCGAAAUAAACAACUAAGAAUACUCCCUCUAGAAUCAAUUUACACAACAGUGGAGGGGGUAUGGAAUCUUUCUAGUGAUCAGGGAAAUCUUGGAUCUUUUAUAAUAUCAAAUAUUCGUCUUGUAUGGUACGCAGAAAUGAAUGAGAAUUUCAACGUCUCGCUGCCUUACAUCUGCAUAGCUUCAGUGAGAAUUCGUGAAUCAAAGUUUGGUCCAGCUCUGGUAGUUGAGAGCAAUUCAUCGAGUGGAGGUUAUGUACUGGGGUUCCGGAUUGAUCCAUUAUCCAAGCUGCAGAGCGUGUCACGAGAACUAGCAUCUCUGUAUACGAUCCACACCCAGCAGCCAGAGUUUGGUGUGCAGUACACCAUGAGUAUGCAGACUCCGCUGGUGGAGGAGGCGGCAGUGGUGGCAGAGGAGGUGCAGGAGGUGGAAGAGGCAGUGGCAGAAGGGGAACUGACCACCAGCCUUGCCACCUACAGCUGUCAGACUGGUGAUCAGACAGCAGCCCCUGUCUACUGCCCUCAACUUGGCCUGGCAGUGCAGCCUCUUCGCCCCGGCUACACUCUAGCAUCCCUUUGGCAGGUCAUACCUCCACAGUCCUCCACUAUAGCUGUCUAAGUGCUCAAUAAAUAUAAAAAUAUAGUUUUGGCUAUUCAUAACAAAAUCUCAUCUCUUAUAACAAAAAAAACUGAAAAAUGUCUGAAGAGAAACACUUUUGAUUGUAUAAAAAAUGGCUCAACUCAAUAAGUGUGUCGGUUCCAGUGGUGGGCAGAGUUCUUUUUUACAUUUUAAGGAAAAACAAAAGUAUCAAAGUAAUAAAAACUUUGGGAUGUAGCAUGAACAUUUAAAAAAGACAGAAAUUACCUCAAUGAGCUGGGCAAAGACGUUCUUGUAGACAAAAUUUACCCUGCAAUUUUGAAGCCUCCACCUUAGAAACAUGUAGGUAUUCUCAAAAUCUAUGUCAAAUUUGUGCUUCUCAACCAAAAAAUCCUCCAAAUACCAAUUUUCAUUCAAAUCCGCUGAAAAAUAUCCGGGGGACAAAGGAUAACCUCUUUUCCCUUUGUUUGAUGAUGCCGUCCUGGAAAAAAGUGGAUAAAUUGUAUAACUAAUAUCAGGUUUGUUUCUUGCCUGAAAAAUCCCCCACAAGCCAUGUUUCAUGUAAAUCCGCUUGUAAAUAUCAGAAAACCAUUUCCCGCUAUUUAGAGGCUGCCAUUUUGGAAUGGUAAUAGAUAGUGACUUCUGGUUUGCACCAAAAUGUUUCUUUUUUUAUUUUAUGUCCAACAAUGUUUCUCAUGUGAAGGGUUGCUAUUUGAAAAUUUGGAGUAAGCCGCCCUCCAAUAUUUUUUGAUAGGCCAAAAAGUAGGUUUCUCAUUAACCUACAAAGAUCUCAAAAUUUUUACUUCAAUUGGUCAAACCGUCUAGAAAUGAGAGAUAACCUCAGAAUUUUGGAUAACCCUAUAUAGUAUGACAUUAGUGAAACCUAUCGUUCGAGAGGCUGGAGAAUUUUUAUUUCUGUCUGUCUUUUUAUAUGUCUGCAGAACUUCAGAAAGAAAUACUGAAAUUUUGCACAAAACAUCAUUGACACCUAGUGGUGUGGCAUACUCCUAACUUGUUACUAAGAGAGAACAUUUUUGAAAAGAAUUAGUGUUAAAAAAAAUAUUCACUAGUGUUAACGACAAAUUUACACUGAUCUGUAUUAAUAAACCAGAUUCCGAUAUUGUAACUACACAGGCAACUUAAUAUGUUGGUUCUAGAAAUAUUACUCUCAAUAAUCGUUAAAAUAUCUUGAGAAAUGAAUCUUUACAUUCUGUAACAUAAUUUAAUCAAUAUUCAUUUAAAAAACAGAAGCCUGAAUGUCAGAAAUGACAACAAACUAUCAGAUUUAAUUCAUUUAAUGAAAAAAAGAAAAAACUAUUGGUUGAACAAUAUUAAUUCAUUGAAAUGGUCUAUAGCAUUUUUAGAAAUACAAAAAUAGAAUUCAGUCGACUGGUUUCAUUCACAGCUACUGAAAGAAAACAACUAAUAGAAGUAAAUCAACCAAUUGAAAUUUAUUAAUUAGAUUUACUCAUUAUCAAAACAAUUUUAGGAAAAGUUGUUGAACCGAUAGAGAAGACUUAACAGCAAUUGGGUUUGGUGUUUUCCAAUGGUUUUAAAUCAGGUUUUCCCGUUAAUAUCACACAUACCAUGAGAUUAAUUCUGUUGCCUAAGUUUUGGGCUGAUUAUUAAAUGCAUGACUAUUGAUAUUUGUGUUUCAUAUGAAAUUAGUUGACCUGAUUUGUUUUAUAAACAUGUGCACUAAAAUCCCCCUAAAGUAAUAGUAAUAUUUAUUAAUUUAUACUUGCAAUACAAAGGUAGAUUUAAAAAAAUGUAUAAAACCAUUUGCCUUAUUCAAACUUUACCGUAUGUAAAUGACAAGCCAUUUAACUCAGCAGUUUAUGUUCAUUUGAAGCUAUUUGCAAACCCUGUUACUGUUGAAUAAAAGCUUUAAUUAUCAAAUAUUUGAGGGAGUAAAUUUAACAAUAAAUUAAGAAACAAGAAUUAAAUUUAAUAUAAAUUAUAUAUUUGUAUAAAAUACUUCACAAUUAUAAACAAACACAUUUUAUAACAAAUAACUAAAACUAGUUACAUAUACAGUUCAGGAGAUAUAUCAAUUAGUAACCUGAGUAACAUCUCAAUCUGGCUUGUAUCAUCAUAAAAAUCUCAAUCUUCAUAAACAAUAACAAUAACUAUGAUAACAUUUCAUUCUAGUACAUUUUCCUUUUUUAUUAAAAAAAAUUACAUACACAUUUUACUGCCUUUUUAGUAAAAAUGUAAUUUACAUCAAAAUAAACACAUUUGAAACUGUAAUUAUUUGUUUUUAACAAUAUCCCAACAUUCUUGUGGUAUUAAAUACUUUUAAUUCAGUGUUUUCAAAUUGAUAUUAUUUUGAGUAGAUAACUUAAUUUUCUGAUAUGUUUAACACUUUCAGUGCCAUGACCAAAUAUUCUGUAAUUUUAUGUUCAGCUAAUUUCUGAAAAUGCCAGACCUGGUAAUCUCAGCUAUGUAGAAAGUUUGUAAAACUUUUUUAACUUUGUUAUUUCCAUAGCAACUUAUAAUACUGAAUAUCAAAAUGUUUUUUCUAAUAGGACUAUGCUUUUAUAACCAAAUUUAUUCUUAUUUUGUGCUAUUUUCAAAAAUAAAAUUUUGUACUCUUUUGAAUUACAUUGCUGUUUUUAUAAAUAUUUAAAAAAUGCAAUGGAAAUAAUUUUACUCCCAAAGAAAAUAUUUCUAAUAACAAAUUAGCAAAAUUUCAAUGUGUUAUAUGCACAUAUAUAGACCCUUUAUACAUUUUAGAUUACAUUAUAUAAUUUAAAUAACGCAUUAAAUUGUUUUUAUGAUGUAAAAAACUUGCAGUGCAGCACUAAAGAAUAAUUAUAUAUUACUAAAACACAAAUUAUACAAUGUGAAGAAAUUUGCAAAAUAUAUACAGAUAUUUAAUAUGUGGAUAGGUUACACAUAAUUCUGGGCUGGAUUACUGCCUGCCUCACAACUGAUGGCAGCGCCAUAUUGAACGCUGCUUUGAUAUUCUUAUAAUUUUUCUGAAUUGGAUUUUUACAAAUAUUGCAUUAAUUUAAACAUUGAAAGGCUAAGAAACAUAAAAAUAUAGUCCAGGGAGGAAGAACCAAUUUGUAUUAUAUAAGAAUAUGAUCUUGUUUUAUUUGAAAUCAAUAGAGGAAUUUCUCUUCGAUCGUCAAAUGGACUUGUUUUGGUGGAGCUAGAAAUGGUAGGGUAUUGAAAAGAUUAAAAAUAUGAAACAAUAAUUUUUACCAGAUCAUAUUUUUUUAUAGCUUUUGACACUUAAAAACCAAUCUUCAGACACGUAAAUAAAUGUUUAAUCAGCACCAACUAACUAUAUACAAUCUGAUUAUUUGGCUAAAAGUAAUAACUUUAGUCUUGUUAUCUAGUUUACUGACUUUAUAUCUUGUAAUAAAACUUUUAUUUAUGUGUCCAACUGUCAGUUUUAAGUGUCUCAAGCUAAAGAUACGAUCUGGAAAAAUGUCAAUCUCCACCGAAACUAGCAUGACUGAUGAUGGAUUUCUGUCUUAAGAAAAAUUCCUCUAUUGAUUUCAAAGAAAUAACCAGAUCAUAGCGUUAUAAAAUACAAAUUGGCUCUCAGCUCCUGGACUAAUAGAGAAAUGUGAUGGUGGCGGAGAUUUGUCAGCAUGGCAGUUCACAUAGCAGCUGAUGGUAACUUCAUCAUUGUGGCACUCAAAGAGUUAAUUUUGUCUACACAAAAUAUUAGGAGCAAUUAAAGUAUUUAUUUUUAUAUAAGUUCAACUAUAUUUCAUAUUGUUGUUCAACUUACAAUUAGUCCGGCUCCAAUAAAUAGUUUUAUAGAAUGUGUAGUUCAUCACUAUUGUUACCAUAGAUUAAAAAAACCUAUGAAUUAAUUAUUAAGUAUGGUAAAACACUUGACUUUGUCAAUUGCGUAUAUUAUGUUUAAUGACAAUAAAAUUCUUGAUUCCACUUCA